AUGGAGGUCACUGCUCUCCACAUCAAACUGUAUGCAUCUUUUCCUCGCGUCGUUCCCAACAGCCUUCAGCACUUUGAAUACCAGCCCAUCUCAUUUCACUGUGAGGGGUUUGAUGGGGAAGUCGGGGGGAGAGUGAUGAGUAAGACCCAAAGUAAAAACGCCACAUGUGGUACUACUAAAUGGCGAAGCUCGGACGGAUCCCUCUGCAUCAUCAGAAAUGUUUACAAAGAAGACAGUGGAGAGUACUGGUGUGAGACAGGAGACGGGAAGAAAAGCAACACCGUCAACAUCACUGUUACAGCUGGGUCUGUGAUACUGGAGAGUCCUGUCCUUCCUGUGAUGGAGGGAGAUGCUGUGACUCUACGCUGCAGACACAAGUCAGAUUCAACCAACCUCUCGUCUUCCUUCUAUAAAAAUGGCUGCCUCAUCAAGCGCGUCUCAGUUGACAACAUGACCAUCUCCAGUUUCUCCAGGUCUGAUGAAGGACUCUACAAGUGCAGCGUCUCUGGAGCUGGAGAAUCAGCAGAGAGCUGGCUGACUGUCAGAGAGUAUCACAGAGAGACUAUCCACAUUUGCUCCGAUCAACUUCCUGUUCUCCUCUACCUCCUCAUAAGGAUGGUUGGCAGCGCUUUAUGGACGGCUCUGCUGCUGCUGGUGUUGAGAAAACGUCACUGUGGGAAACAGGUGUAA
Seriola dumerili (greater amberjack) is the source of this 690-nucleotide messenger RNA. Its product is annotated as Fc receptor-like B. The record is from RefSeq and is a predicted model, not a curated record. Gene Ontology annotation, biological process: cell surface receptor signaling pathway. Gene Ontology annotation, molecular function: transmembrane signaling receptor activity. The transcript is spliced from 4 exons. NCBI's taxonomy places the organism in Eukaryota, Metazoa, Chordata, Actinopteri, Carangiformes, Carangidae. The coding region runs from base 1 to 690 and encodes 229 amino acids.